AUGCGCGAAGGAAAGAUUGAAGAUAUUCUUGUUUUAACAGAAGAAGAGGAGAACACGCCAUUGUUCGUCACUCCAAGGGCGAGACGUGAUGUGCAGGUAAAGAAAAGCUCAUAUCAAGGAAAAAAAUUCAUAGUAAUGAGAUCUUCUGUAAGAGCACUGUUUCACUAGUUAUUAGUUCAUUUACAAGCUCGGCAUCGCUUCGAGUUAAGUAUCAAGCGAAGAACUGCCGAGAGAGUAGUAAUGAUUGUUUCAGGUCAGGGGGCGUUACUGGAGGCCGAGCUUUACUGAUCGCGAACAGUACCUUAUAAAACGAACAAAAGGCGACCAAAAACAAAAUAUGGUAACUUUUUCAUGUGAUAAGUGCAGUAGUACCGUUGAUUAAUCUAGGUGUAGCGACAGUGAUGAUCAGCUGUUGAUCAGCCUCAGUCGCGGGUUUUCAAGCGAAGGUCUCGCUUGUAUUUGAUGUCACCAUUCUCCACCACCAAUCUUACAAUCUCUCCUCUUAUCGGUCUAUGAAAUUUUCUUAUUGCGAAACUGAUGACAUUUUUUACACAAUAAAACACUUCAUUAGGAUUUUUCAUGUAGUGACAGACAAGAAGAUUACGCACGAAUAGGAAAUAGCACGUUUGUUUAUCUUUCGCUCAGCUGUCACAUUAUCUUUGAAAUCGAAGGACAAAGUUGGAAUGAAACACAAAUUUUUGUGGGUGCAAAUCUUUUUUUCAUGGCCUUCCAUCUUCAGGAUCGGCAAGGAUUAAUCUUAAUCCGUUACACCCCUAAGAUCGCUAUGAAUUUUCUCCACACUGUUGUCUGUACGUUUUCCUAACAUAUAAAAUUUGGUUAACAAUCAAGAGUUUCUUUAGUUGAUGAUCAUUUGUUUAUUCUCGUGACCUUGAUGAAUGAUUCAGAGGUGGUUUUGUUCGGAAAAACGAGAAGCUAGUCUCUCUGAAUGGUUAGAAGGUUGAUUUUUUUAUGUUCUAAAAUUUAUUGUUUUGUUGGAACAUGACCCCCUUACGCUGUGGAGCUCAAUUACUCCGUCGCGACGGGGAUAAGGGGUCAAUACAAGGUCAAGUUUAGAUUUUUCUGUUGCUUACCAACCUUCAUUUGCGAUGAGACUUUCACAUUUGUCUGCAGAAAGCAAAGUAAACUCGUGAAUGAGUUCGAAGGAGGCGGCAUUUAGGGAGGAGAGGGUGGUGUUUCGCUUCGUAAGAUGUUUAAUUGCGCCAUAUCAUUGCGGAAAAUAACAGAACAAUAUCACCUUAAAUGACGAAGUCACAGUUUUGAAAGUUGAUGGUAGGGUAGGUGGACAAGUCUGCUUCGGACAUAAAAUUCGAUAAAGAGACUAUUGCGUGUUAAACUUCGUUAGCCUCUUAAAGGUUAAUCUUUAUCUCGGCAAACGUAUCAAUUUUGGUGGUUCGUUCUAUGUCACUCAGGUGCAGCGCGAUUGGCGCUCAUUUGAAAUCUAGUCACGUUUGUAACAAUCCACGAUUUCCACAACCAAUGAUUUUAUUCGUUGGCUUCUAAAUAACCUACUGAAACCAUUGUGGUCUUCAAUAAUCCUUUUAAAAUGAGUGGUCUGAUGGUCGCUAUAAAUCUUUUCUGUCCUGAAUGUGUUGCGGAGCUACUGAAGUUGUUUACAUACUGCAGACCUGUUUGUUUCGUGCCCUCGGUGCUUAGGUGAAAUGCACAGUCUUUUCGCGAAUGCCCUAAGGCCGAACUUCACGAUAUCACAGUAUAAUAAUUACAGUACAGUUUAAUUCACGGUUCACGGUUCUCAGGUACAGUACUCCCUCACUCUCUCCAGGCAACUAACCUACAUCAUACAGUACAAUGUAAAAACUAACGAUCUGUCAACAAUGUUCUCCUGUAUCUAAGUUACUCGAUCAAGCUGUCAAUCAAAACGAGAUACUUGGCGCGUGUUCACGCAAUCUCCGACAGUCUGGGUAACGAACGAGAGAGACUCGUCUACGGUGAUUUUUGCUCCAUCGAAUUCCCAUCACAGCAGGGGGAAAAUAACAGCUAUGUAUUUAGAAUAAAUCAACACUGAAAGUAGUUUUUUAAAUAUAAGGAGAGGGAAGGUGGUUGAGGAUAUUUGCUGAGUCAAGAUAUAAUUUACCUGACCCUCCCAUAGGGCUCUGCAGUGUACUUGUGAUUCCCCCCCCCCCUCCACACUUUUUGGCAGUCAAUUGACAGUCAAUUUUCAAUAGCCUCCUCUUCAUAAUUUGUUGGGGACGAAUGAGCCCCCCGUCCGUACCCCCUUAAAAACUACGUGAUCCUCCAAAAAUCCUCACUCCUCCCCCCCCCCCGAGAUCAAUAAUAAUCACAUUUCUUUUCUCAUCUUUUUUUGUUUCAGAUAUUUGCAGGUCGAGUGGGUAUUCAUUGGAAAAUUCUGAGAUGCUUAUUUGCUUUCCUUUAUCCGAUUUCUCACGUGACCAUUAUCGUCUCCCUGAUAUCUUUUUUUGUCACUGCAUUCAGCUUCGCUAUCAACUGCGCGCUGGAAAUUACAUUUGAAAUGAUCUCACCACAGGGAGACUCAGCUGCCUACCAGAACCUAUACACGUGUUGCUUGUUGGUGCUCCUGUGCUGUACCAUGCUUUUCGUUCAUCUAGUCUUCUCCUUGUUCUGGGAAAUCAUCAAAGUUGCGGUUGUAAAGAGCACUCUUAUAUUCCGAGAGGUUAAGGUGGUGAUUUUUCUCGCCAUCUUUGUGGGUUCAGGUAUUUACACGGGCUGUGCCGGGAACAGUUUUGGUAUUAUGACAUUGCUUGGCAGUUGCCUCGCAGUGUGCUGGUUCGCAGCUUUUAUCGUAGCAGUACUGGGCUCGGUUGGCUUGCUCGUGUUCUGUUACCGUGAAGAAAGCCACGAAGCGUACGCUAUUGUUCUUCUUCCACUUUGUAUACCACUUGUUCUGUUUUCAAUUCUUUGCCCUGUUUCCUUUACUCUUGUUAAUGCAUCAACGGGCGCGGUAUGUUUCGCAUUUUUCUACCCAUUCUUAACAGCUUGCCUUAUAUUAUACAUCUGUUUCCGAGGCUCUAGAAAACCGAACGGGGAACAAUUUGUCAUUAAGAGACGUUUUGCUGUAUUCUUCACCGCGGCCUACCUCGCUGUGCUGAUUCUGACGGUUACAUCUCGCGCGUAUAGCGAAAACAGUUGCAAUUUACCAUCAGUGAAUCACUCUAACGCGAGAGAUUUCGCCAUCAAUGAAAAAGAUCAGCCAAAGUAUCCGAUCUGCGAUAAAACAUGGACCCCGUUACGUCUGAACGUGGCAGAAAUGGCAUACCUCUCGUUCGUCGCCUACCAGACAAACUGGAACAAGCAGGAUCUAAGUAAGUCAAUUAGGAGCUAUUUCCACUAUCGAAAAGGUCAAUGGAAUGUUAGUUACAUCUCAGAGGGAAAUCCCAGGUAUUAUCAUUUGUUCGAGGCGACAAGGCAAGUUCAUAUCAUCGGCAUCCGAGGAAGUGUGUCCGCGGGGGAAUGGUUCGAAUAUCUCAAGUUAUGGAGUGAAGUAAUUAGUUAUCAGCUCACCUCUGAAGCCCUCCCAGUGCAAAGGUUCCCACUGAGUUUCGUGACGUCCUACGUGUCUGCUUCGUCUUUUCUGGAAAGGAUUCUGCAUCAUAACCGUCCAGAUUAUUCUCUUAAGUCAAUCGAGACGUACAUCAAGAAGACGAAUCUAAACUCCAAAGGUGAUAACGUUAUUCUCACUGGCCAUUCACUAGGUGGCGGCUUAGCAAAGAUUAUAGGGAGCCGUCAGGAGAUUCAAGCCGUAUCUUUUUCAAGCCCCGGUGAGGUGUGCAUCAGUAAAAAAAUGGGUUUCAGUCUUGAAGACUUGCAGCGUUACACUACAUCCGUAGUAUCACGCAAUGAUUUGGUCACGUGGGUUGACCACCACGGUGGUUUGGUCCAGUUUAUCGGUCGUAAGGCGAGUCAGCAUGACCAGUGUCACGCUGUUAACAUUUACUGUGAGCUGAAAAGAAGUUGUAGUUUUCAAACUCCCAUUACUUGCUAA
This is a messenger RNA of Pocillopora meandrina, 4000 nucleotides long. NCBI's taxonomy places the organism in Eukaryota, Metazoa, Cnidaria, Anthozoa, Scleractinia, Pocilloporidae. The record is from the annotation of a GenBank genome assembly.